AUGCCACGACAAAGGAUAAAAUGGACACAAGAAGAAUUAGAUGCAUUAGAAAAAGGAAUGAACGAACACGGGACUAAUUGGGAGACCAUAUUGUUAUUUUAUGGUCCACCUGGAGGCCCUUUAAAAAAUAGAAAUAGUUUACAACUUGGUAUAUUCGAAAAGGCUACUGGAUAA
Molecule: messenger RNA, 174 nt
Organism: Funneliformis geosporum
Lineage: Eukaryota; Fungi; Glomeromycota; Glomeromycetes; Glomerales; Glomeraceae
Source: the annotation of a GenBank genome assembly